AAGCGCGGAGUGAUUCGCGGAGUCGGCGGAGGACCCGCUGGUUGCGGCUUGUACUCUUGGGAGGAGUACGGUACUGAGAGGGGCUCGGAAGGCCUGGGUUGCUGGCUCUCUCGGAUCUUUUGGGUACUGGACUACAUUUUCCAGAAGCCUGCGGGUGUAACGUCACUUUCUACCAGGUUGUCAGCGCUGUUAAUGCUGGAAUGAGCUGAGCCGCGCAGCGGCUUAGGGAGCGCGGACUGUUGAUGUGGACCGGACCGCUGGGACCCGGCAGGACGCCGGAGAAGCAGAAGGAAUCCACCUGGGGAGCCCUAUGCGGAUUCUCGACUUCCACUCUGGUUCCCAAAGAGGCAGGGCAUCAUUGCUCAGGUGACCAGAGAACAAGGGAAGAGUAGCUGUUGGACGACUAAGAUUUUUACCCAAGGGAUCGAACCCAUGUCCUCUGCAGUGGAAGCAUGGAGUCUGAAUCACUUGGACCUCCAGGGAAGUACCACCAAACUUUUUAAAUGAGCAAAGAGUUGGAAUACACAUUUCUCCAAAGAAAAUACACAAAUGACAAAUAAGCACAUAAAGAUGUUCAACAUCAUUGGGGAAAUGCAAAUCAAAAUCAUGACAUACCACUUCAAACCCACUAGAAUGAAUUUAAUCCAAAAGAUGGCGAAGAUGUGGAAAAAAUGGAACUUUGAUAUAUUGGUGGAACUGUAAGAUGAUGCAGCUGCUUUGAAAAAGAGUUGGCAGUUCCUCAAAAAGGACUCAGCACUUCUCCAGAGGAGGACUAAUAAUUUGCCCUUCUAAGCCAUGCCCCAUAGUUUGGUGUCGUUCAAGGAUGUGGCCAUAGACUUCUCACAGGAAGAGUGGGAGUGCCUGGACUUGGAACAGAAGGAUUUGUACAGAGAUGUGAUGUUGGAGAACUACAGCAACCUGGUCUCACUGGCAGGAUUUUCCAUUUCUAAGCCAGAUGUGCUCUCCUCAUUGGAGCAAGGCAAGGACCCUUGGAAGGUUGUACGGGAUGUGACAAGAGGUCUGAGCCCAGACUGGGAAUCCAGGUGUGAAACCAAGAAGCUAUCAUCAAAAAGAGAAAUUUAUGAACUAGAAGCAUCUCAAUGGGAGAUAGUAGAACAACUUACAAGCCGUAAGUGUGAGUGCAACAGUUUUCAAGAUGAUAAGGAAUGCAGAGACCAGUUUGAAAGCCAUUUAGGAAAUAAAGAGGGACUUUUUAGGCAACUAGUAGUCUAUGAAGAAAUGCCUAAUUUUAGUCAAACCACAUCCCUUAUGUUACAACAGAGAAUUCAUUCUACUGAGAAAUUCUGUGAGUGUAAAGUGUGCAGAAAAUAUUUUAUCCUUGGCUUUCAACAGACUGAACAUCAGAAAAAUCAUUCUGAUGAAAAAUUCUAUGAAUGUAAAGAAUGUGGAAAGGCCUUUAUUUGGGACUCACAACUUACUUACCAUCAGAGAGUUCAUGUUGCUAAGAAACCCUAUGAAUGUAAGGAAUGUAGAAAAGCUUUUAUCUGUGCCUCGCAACUUAUUUAUCAUCAAAGAAUUCAUACUGGAGAGAAACCUUAUGAAUGUAAAGAGUGUGGGAAGGCCUUUAUUCGUAGCUCUCAUCUUACUCAGCAUCAAAGAAUUCAUACUGGUGAAAGACCCUAUGAAUGUAAUGCAUGUGGGAAGGCCUUUUUUCGUGGCUCACAACUUACUUACCAUCAGAGAGUUCAUACUGCAGAGAAACCCUAUCAAUGUAAGGAAUGUGGAAAGGCCUUUAUUCGUGGCUCUCAACUUACUGAACAUCAGAGAAUUCAUACUGGUGAGAAACCCUAUGAAUGUAAGAAAUGUGGGAAAGCCUUUAGUUAUGGUUCACAGCUUACUCUACAUUAUAGACUCCAUACUGGUGAAAAGCCUUAUAAAUGUAAAGAUUGUGAGAUGUCCUUUAUUCGUGGCUCACAACUUACUGAACAUCAGAGGAUCCAUACAGGUAAGAAACCACACGAAUGUAAGCAGUGUGGAAAGGCCUUUAACUAUGGCUCACAGCUUAUUCGACAUCAGAGGAUUCAUACUGGCGAGAAACCAUAUGAAUGUCAAGAAUGUGGGAAAUCAUUUAUUCGUGGCUCACAACUUACUGAACAUCAAAAAAUUCACACUGGUGAAAAACCCUUUGAAUGUAAGGAAUGUGGGAAAGCCUUUAUUCGUGGCUCACAUCUUACUCAGCAUCAGAGAAUUCAUACUGGUGAAAAACCUUAUGAAUGUAAAGAAUGUGGAAAGGCCUUUAUUUAUGGCUCACAACUGUCUCAACAUCAGAAAAUUCAUACAGGUGAGAAUCCCUAUGAAUGUAAGCAGUGUGGGAAGAUCUUCAUUUGUGCCUCACAACUUAAUCUACAUCAGAUUUUUCAUACUGGUAGGAAACCAUAUGAAUGUAAGGAAUGUGGUAAGACUUUUAUUCGUAGUUCACAGCUAACUUAUCAUCAGAGAGUUCAUACUGGUGAGAAGCCCUAUGAAUGUAAUGAAUGUGGGAAGGCCUUUAUUCGUGGUUCACAUCUGACUCAGCAUCAGAGAAUUCAUACUGGUGAGAAACCAUACAAAUGUAACGAAUGUGGAAAGGCCUUUAAUCGUGGAUCACAACUUACUCAACAUCAGAGAAUUCAUUCUGGCGAGAAGCCUUAUAAAUGUAAUGAAUGUGGGAAAGCUUUUAGACGAGCCUCACACCUAACUCAACAUCAGAGUAUUCACACUGGUGAAAAACCCUAUGAAUGUAAGCAAUGUGGGAAGGCCUUUAGUCGUGAUUCACAACUCAGUCUUCAUCAGAGACUUCAUACUGGUGAGAAACCCUAUGCGUGCAAGGAAUGUGGGAAAGCCUUUACUCAGAGCUCACAACUUAUUUUACAUCAUAGGAUUCAUACUGGUGAAAAACCAUAUAAAUGUGAAGAAUGUGGGAAAGCCUUUAUUCGAAGCUCACAACUCACCCGACAUCAAAAAGUCCAUACUGGGGAGAAACCUUAUGAAUGUAAAGAAUGUGGGAAGGCCUUUACUCAGAACUCACAGCUUACUCUGCACCAGAGACUUCAUACUGGUGAGAAACUCUAUGAAUGUAAAGAAUGUAGGAAGGUCUUUACGCAGCUCUCACAACUUAUUCUUCAUAAGAGAAUUCAUACCGGUGAAAAACCCUAUGAAUGUAAGGAAUGUGGCAAAGCUUUUAUUUGUGGCUCACAGCUUUCUCAACAUCAGAAAAUUCAUAAUGGGGAAAAGCCAUACGAAUGUCAGGAAUGUGGAAAGGCUUUUAUUCGUGGCUCAUUACUUAUGCAACAUCAGAGGAUUCAUACUGGUGAAAAACCCUAUAAAUGUGAAGAAUGUGGGAAGGCCUUUAUCCGUGGCUCACAACUUACUCAACACCAGAGAAUUCAUACCAAUGAAAAGCCCUAUGAAUGUAAGGAAUGUGGAAAGACCUUUAGUCAUGGCUCACAACUUACUCAACAUCAGAGAAUUCAUACUGGCGAGAAACCCUAUCAGUGUAAGGAAUGUGGAAAGGCCUUUAAUCGUGGCUCCCUCCUUACUCGACAUCAAAGGAUUCAUACUGGUGAAAAACCCUAUGAGUGUAAAGAAUGUGGAAAGACCUUUAGUCGUGGCUCAGAACUUACUCAACAUGAGAGAAUUCACACUGGUGAGAAACCCUAUGAGUGUAAGGAAUGUGGGAAGUCUUUUAUUCGUGGCUCACAGCUUACUCAACAUCAGAGAAUUCAUACUGGUGAGAAACCCUAUGAAUGUAAAGAAUGUAGAAUGGCCUUUACACAGAGUUCACAUCUUUCUCAACAUCAGAGACUUCAUACUGGUGAGAAACCCUACAUAUGUAAUGAAUGUGGGAAGGCCUUUGCUCGUGGCUUACUACUUAUACAGCAUCAGAGAAUUCAUACAGGUGAGAAACCAUAUCAGUGUAAGGAAUGUGGGAAGGCCUUUAUUCGUGGUUCACAACUUACUCAACAUCAGCGAAUUCACACUGGAGAAAAACCCUAUGAAUGCAAGGAAUGUGGGAAGGCCUUUAGUCACGGUUCUCAACUUACUCUACAUCAGAGAAUCCAUACUGGUGAGAAACCCUAUGAAUGCAAAGAGUGUAGAAAAGCCUUUACUCAGAGCUCACAUCUUUCUCGACAUCAGAGAGUUCAUACUGGUGAGAAACCAUAUCAGUGUAAGGAAUGUGGGAAGGCCUUUACUCGUGGUUCACAGCUAACUCAACAUCAAAGGGUUCAUAUCAGUGAGAAAUCUUUUGAAUAUAAGGAAUGUGAAAUAGACUUCAGUCAUGGCUCACAAGUUUAUAUAUGAAUUAUCUGAUGCUUGUGACUAAUAUAGAGAGCCUUCUCUGAUCAUUAAUUCAUUAUCAUCAAAGAAUUCUUAAAAUGUGAAUAUGCAAACACAUUUGCUUCAUAAAGUUCAGCAUCAGUGAAUUUGUGUGGGGGAAAGAUAAUGAUAAUGUAAUCCAUGUAGAAAAACCUACUAAACUUUAGCAAAUUAUAAUAGAGAAUAAUUCUGUUAAUGUAAAUAUAGGAAGACUUUUAGCCAUAGCAUAUGUCUUUUUCAACAUUAUCUUGACUCAGUUGAUUUCCUUUGUGAUAUUUAACAUGAUAAUUAACCACUGCUUUGGUUUAAUCAAUUAUCAGAUAGACCUAAGACUAAUUCCUUAUAAGAUUCUUGGAAGUAUUAUGUAAGUUAUUACAUAAUAAAGUUCUUAGGACAGUGCCUUCAACAUAGCAUAUCACAGAUAUAAGCUAUCAUUAUGACUCAUGUUAUUUUAGAGAAUUAGCAUGAGAGGAGGACAUUUAUUAGUAUAAUGAAUGUUGAGAAUCUUUCAUUAGCAUUUAACCCUGAUUUUUUGAGUGGGGGGCACUGUAUGCUAUAAUGAAUAUGAGAAAGCUUUCAUUCACAUCUCAUCCCAUAUGCUGUACGAGGAAAUUCAUAGUGUAAAAAAAAAAAACCUGUACAUUUAAUCAGUGGAUUGUUGAAGAGGUGUGAAAUGAAUUGUAACAAAGUCCAAAAGCUCAUAUUUUCUACCAUCUCUGACCACAGUUCAAGAAUGUUACUUAGAAAUGAAAAAAAAUUGGAUAGCCAAAAUAAAUCUUUAUACUAGGAAAUUUUUUAAAACGUGAAUGCACAGCUUUUGAAUUAAACUAAGAAACUGACAUUAUAGACUAUUUUACAAUGAAAACUGAUAAGAAUCUGUGUCAGAGACUGCUAUUUCCCUACCCAAUAUUCAUUUUCCCUUCUUCAGUAAUAGAAUUCUUGGCUGAAAAGCUAUCUCAGCCUCCCUUGCAGAUCCACAAGAUGUAAGUGGUAUUUGUAUGAAUAGGACAUUUAAGAAAUCCUUAUUUCCUCUCUGCACUUUUUUUGUUUCCCUGCCUACAAUGUGGAUAUUUAAUCUGCACCUCUGGCAAUUUUAUGGGGACUUUGAGAAUGGUAUCUGGGUAUUAAGGAUGUUGGAGCAGAAAUACAGAACAUGUCUACACCUAUGCUGAUUUUAUGAAACAGCCAUACCAAUUUGGGUCUGCCUGCCUUCUGUAUUUCUUUAUAUAAAAUUAAACUUCUUAUUUGUUGAUGCUGUUGUCAUUUUGUU
This is a messenger RNA of Mesoplodon densirostris (Blainville's beaked whale), 5587 nucleotides long. RefSeq names its product zinc finger protein 420. The record is from RefSeq and is a predicted model, not a curated record. The coding region runs from base 796 to 4302 and encodes 1168 amino acids. Gene Ontology annotation, cellular component: nucleus. The transcript has 9 exons. Gene Ontology annotation, molecular function: RNA polymerase II cis-regulatory region sequence-specific DNA binding; DNA-binding transcription activator activity, RNA polymerase II-specific; DNA-binding transcription repressor activity, RNA polymerase II-specific. Lineage: Eukaryota; Metazoa; Chordata; Mammalia; Artiodactyla; Ziphiidae. Gene Ontology annotation, biological process: negative regulation of transcription by RNA polymerase II.